Alternaria ethzedia is the source of this 1218-nucleotide messenger RNA. RefSeq lists its product as uncharacterized. The record is from RefSeq and is a predicted model, not a curated record. Gene Ontology annotation, molecular function: alpha-1,2-mannosyltransferase activity. Lineage: Eukaryota; Fungi; Ascomycota; Dothideomycetes; Pleosporales; Pleosporaceae. Gene Ontology annotation, biological process: protein O-linked glycosylation; cell wall mannoprotein biosynthetic process; protein N-linked glycosylation. Bases 1 to 1218 code for a protein of 405 amino acids. Gene Ontology annotation, cellular component: Golgi apparatus; membrane. The transcript is spliced from 3 exons.
AUGGCCGGCAACCAGCGGUAUAUCCGCUACCUUGUCUUUGCCGUAGUGGCCCUCGUCCUCCUCUACUUCAUCGGCUCCUCGUCGUCUGUGCCUUCCGCGAGCUGGCCAGUCUACCAAGACAACAAGUCGCCCGCGACUCCUCCCCAGGGCAACGCCCCCGUCGCCAACGAUGAAGUCCAGCAAGUCGCGCCUGGCACCACACCCAACGAGCAGGAGGGACUUCCCCCCGCGACCGCCCCCGGCGACCGCAUGAACGCAACCUUCGUUACCCUCGCCCGCAACUCCGAUGUCUGGGAAAUCGCCAAGUCCAUCCGCCAAGUCGAAGACCGCUUCAACCGCAAGUUCCACUACGACUGGGUUUUCCUCAACGACGACGAGUUCGACGACCAAUUCAAGAAGGUUACAUCUGCUCUUGUGUCCGGCAAGACCAAGUACGGCAAGAUUCCCAAAGAGCACUGGUCCUUCCCCGAAUGGAUUGACCAGGACAAGGCCGCCAAGGUCCGCGAGACCAUGAAGGAGAAGAAGAUCAUCUACGGCGACUCCGUCAGCUACCGACACAUGUGCCGCUACGAGUCUGGCUUCUUCUUCCGCCACCCCUUGAUGCUCGACUAUGAGUGGUACUGGCGCGUCGAGCCCAGCGUUGAGCUCUACUGCGACAUCAACUACGACACCUUCAAGUUCAUGGCCGACAACAAGAAGAAGUACAGCUUCACCCUCAGUCUUUACGAAUACGUCGAGACCAUUCCUACCCUCUGGGACGCCACCAAGAACUUCACCAAGCACUACCCCCAGCACAUUGUCAAGGACAACGGCAUGAAGUUCCUCAGUGACGACGGCGGUGAGACCUACAACCACUGCCACUUCUGGUCCAACUUCGAGAUCGGCAACCUUAACUGGCUCCGCUCCGACGCCUACAUUGACUUCUUCACCUCGCUCGACCAUGCUGGUGGUUUCUUCUACGAACGAUGGGGCGAUGCUCCCGUGCACUCCAUUGCUGCUGGUCUGCUACUACAAAAGGACGAGAUUCACUUCUUUAACGACAUCGCCUACUACCACGUCCCAUUCACACAUUGCCCAACAGGCGAGCAAUACCGCCUCGACCACAAGUGCUCUUGCAACCCCAAGGACAACUUUGACUGGAACGGAUACAGCUGCACAUCUCGCUUCUACGAGAUGCAAGGCAUGGAGAAGCCAGCAGGGUACGAAAAGGAGCAAUAA